AUGAGAUCUUAGAAAACAACAUCUGCCAGUCUGAUCUAAGUCAACAACGAAGUAGACCUCUCCUAUUUCAAGAGAAUGCUAGAAGACACUAAGAGGCGACUUGACUAGCUUAGUUUCAUCGAGCAGAGAGCAGCAAUGGUCGGUUCAAUCUCAAGUCUAGAGGAUGAAAUAACAAUAGCUUAUGAUGAAAUAAAGAAGAACGAGAAGGAUCUGAACAGUAUUUUCUCUGUCGCAGAGUUCCUAUUUGAUAAUCGAGAAGACUUGUACUUGAAAUAUGAAGAGGAGCAGCAGAAAGUUGAAGAUCAGAAGCGAGAAAUUCACGGACUCAAUCAAAAGAUUGACUCUAUUAUGGAAGAACUCACUCAGAAGUCUCAAAACAUAGACAGACUUAAUAAAGCAAUGCAAACUCUAGAGAAGCAAAUCAAAGAUUAAAGGACUGAGAAUGAAAAACUCAAGAAAAAGGGUGAGGACUGGAAUAAAAAACAUGAUGUCCUCAAGGAGAGUUUGCAAUAAUAGAUAGAUAAAACAUAAGAAAUAGAGGAGACUAGCUAAGAUAAGGUUAAAGAUUAUGAAACGAGACUAUAAGAGCUGUAGACUAUGCUUAAUGAGUACAUAGGCAAUAAUGAGAAAUAGACUUUGAUAAAUGACGAAAAAGACCUAGAAAUCAGCAGACUCAGAAGAGAAAAUGAAGACCUACAGAAGGUAAAGAAGAAUUCAACUGAAAAGAUAAUGGAGUAUCAAGCUAUUAAUGAACGCUUGAGAAAAGAUAAAUAAAUAUUAGAGGAUGCAAAGAAUGAGCUUAACAAGAAAAUGGAGAUGAUGGAGAUGCUUCAAAAGAGCGCUGCUAUGGUGAUGGGCAAAAAUGACUUUGAAGAUGAAAAUAUAGGUGGUGGCGGCCUCGGCGGUGACUUAAAGGACUUUGAAGAUAUGGACAAUAGCUUCAAUGGAGGAGAGUUAAAUAAUAGCAAUAAUAAUCUUAGUCGAUCUGAUCAAAGAGACAGCAGAAGAGGAACAUUUUAGAUGGAUUUAAAUCAAUCAUUAAACAGUGACCAGUAAGAGUUUCAAAAUAAGCUGUUUGAUAUGCAACAGCAAUAUAGCACAGUAUAGCCUGAAAUAGGAUCAUAUAGAAAUAGUUUAAACGUUGAAAAUAAUCAGAUAUUUACCAAUGAGCUACUAAAUAACAUUAAACCUGAAACAAGGGACUUUGAGAUAUAGACAGAAGUAUUACAAGUGACAGAGAAGAAAAUAUAGACAGAAAAUGCUGGAUAAUUAUCAGUAAAUAUCUAGACAGACAAAGCUGAGAAUAAAUCUAUUGGUAUUUAAGCAGUCUAAGCAAUUGAAACAAGUGAUUAAGAAAUCUAAACUGAAUCUGAGGAGGAACAGUUAGUUUCUCUAUCGCUAAACGUUUUUAGAUUCGAUUUAAAGCCAACUAUCUAAGUCUAGCUUUAGCAAUAAUCACCUAUAAAGAAGGUUGAAAAUUCAUAGUCACCAAAUAAAAGAAUAUCUAGGAUGAUGAUUAAACCUAAAGGCUUUGAGAAUUUGUAGAUCUCGAUGACUGAUGGCAACAACGAAGACUCACCUAAAAAUGAACUUAACUUGAAAUAAGUUCCAGCAACCGAAAAAGCAGAUGGUCAGAAGAAGAAAUUUGACUUAACUCAACAGUCAGACUUUGAAUAAAUGAGGACUGCUCCUAGCAUCUAAACUCCUUCUUCCAAGUCUAGUUUCUUUAUGAAAGAUCAGCUGACUAAUGAUUACUUUAUGAACAGAGACCCAAUGAAAGAAUUCUUUGCUUUGGUAAGCAUAAUAUUAAUUUCAUGA
This is a messenger RNA of Stylonychia lemnae, 1818 nucleotides long. NCBI's taxonomy places the organism in Eukaryota, Ciliophora, Spirotrichea, Sporadotrichida, Oxytrichidae. The record is from the annotation of a GenBank genome assembly.